Oryzias latipes (Japanese medaka) is the source of this 1618-nucleotide messenger RNA. RefSeq names its product coenzyme Q2 4-hydroxybenzoate polyprenyltransferase (gene coq2). Gene Ontology annotation, biological process: ubiquinone biosynthetic process. Gene Ontology annotation, cellular component: mitochondrial inner membrane. The record is from RefSeq and is a predicted model, not a curated record. Gene Ontology annotation, molecular function: 4-hydroxybenzoate polyprenyltransferase activity. NCBI's taxonomy places the organism in Eukaryota, Metazoa, Chordata, Actinopteri, Beloniformes, Adrianichthyidae.
CCAACAGCCUUAACCCGUAGAAGAACAAACGCACCAAACCAGAACGAAAGUAUUGCUUGCUUCCAGUCAUUUUUUACCCAAACAAUUUGUAAUGUGUUGAUGUGAUUUAAAAGAGACACAAUGCUUUGCACUGAAUUGAGCAGGCGGGUAGUUCUCACCGCCACCAGAAGCCAUCCCUGCCUGUCAAUCUGCUCAUUCCGGAAAGUAGCGACAACUAGAGAUGAUCAUUUUCAACAGCAGCCCAGAUCCACGAGAAGAACCUUUUACAACAAAGCUGUGACCACCCAAGUGAUUCAGUCCCACCUCAGUGGAAGCAGAUCUUUCAGCCUGUCGCCCUCCGCUGUUGUGAACUCGGCACCUGCCUUUGUGCAGCCGUACCUCCGCCUGAUGAGGCUGGAUAAACCCAUCGGAACAUGGCUGCUCUACCUUCCUUGUACUUGGAGCAUCGCUCUGGCUGCAGAGCCCGGAUGCCUUCCAGAUCUGGGCAUGUUGGCCCUGUUUGGAACCGGAGCCGUGCUGAUGAGAGGGGCCGGCUGCACCGUCAAUGACAUGUGGGAUAAAGACUUUGACAAACAAGUGACCAGGACAGCCUCUCGACCCAUCGCGUCUGGGGAAAUUUCCCAAUUCCAAGCUUUAGUUUUCCUGGGAGGGCAGCUCUCUCUCGCACUCGGGGUUCUUUUGUGUCUCAACUAUUACAGCAUCGCUCUGGGCGCCUCCUCCUUGUGUCUCGUCAUCACUUACCCGCUGAUGAAGAGGAUCACUUACUGGCCACAGCUGGUGUUGGGACUGACCUUUAACUGGGGCGCUCUGCUCGGCUGGUCCGCGGUGAGGGGCUCCUGUGAUUGGUCCGUGUGCCUGCCGCUGUAUUUCUCUGGAGUGAUGUGGACGCUGAUUUAUGACACAAUAUAUGCUCAUCAGGAUAAGGAGGAUGACGUCAAGGUGGGAGUCAAAUCCACAGCCCUGAGGUUCCAGGAUCAGACCAAACUCUGGUUGAGCGGUUUCACUGCGGCCAUGAUGUCCGGCCUGGUUGUAGCCGGGGUCAGCGCUCAGCAGACGCUGCCUUACUACGCGGCGCUCACUGCUGUGGCCUUUCACCUGACACACCAGAUUUACUCGGUGGACAUCAACAAAGCAGAAGACUGCUGGAAGGAGUUUAGCUCAAACAGAAACCUUGGGCUCUUGUUGUUGUUUGGAAUUGUUGCUGGUAAUUUCUGGAAAAAAUCGAAAGAAACUGCUGAAAAAUGAGGAAAAACAAGAGAUGUAACCAAAUAGUGGAUCACACUGUGGGGUUUUUCAUUUUUUCAUUUAUCAGAUGUGGUAGAUGACUAUUUUGCUCACGAAGAAUGUGUUGUUCCUAUAGCAGUCCUGGUUUGUUUCAGCCCUCCAACAAUUAUAAAAGUAUCUGGGUCUUUGGUCACAACUCACCAGUUUUCUUUGGCUCCAUGUUUUCAGGAAAAUACCAGAGUUUCUGGGCUCCAAAACACACCCGGAGGGUUUCAUCAGAACAUAGUGAAAGCUGGAACAGUUAUGUUUUUUUUUUACAAACAUUAAAGUCUAUUGUAUUAUUUUUAAUUAAAAAAAGCAAAGAGCUUUAAAAGGUGCAAUAAAAGACUGAAAA